Messenger RNA from Penicillium verhagenii, 1407 nucleotides. It is a transcript of the gene arp6, whose product is annotated as actin family protein. The transcript has 4 exons. Gene Ontology annotation, molecular function: nucleosome binding. Gene Ontology annotation, cellular component: Swr1 complex. The record is from RefSeq and is a predicted model, not a curated record. The coding region runs from base 1 to 1407 and encodes 468 amino acids. NCBI's taxonomy places the organism in Eukaryota, Fungi, Ascomycota, Eurotiomycetes, Eurotiales, Aspergillaceae.
AUGGGAACCUCAAAGGCUCGCCCUGCCGCAAAGGCCCAGAAGGCCUCCCCAGAUCUACCUUCGCGACGCUUGCCCGACAAGACCUUCGUCCUAGACAAUGGCGCGUACACAAUGAAAGCGGGUUAUGCUGCAGACCCUAGUCUCUCAUCCGAAGAUGUGCUAUCAGCAUGCACCUCUAUACCGAAUACUCUUGUCAAGACCCGUGACAAUCGAAUAGUCAUUGGCGCACAACUUUCAACACAAGUCACCGACUGGAACGAAGCGGCCUUCCGUCGCCCAGUGGAGAAGGGAUACAUUGUGAAUUGGGAAGCAGAGAGAGAAAUUUGGGAGCAGUCCUUUUUUGAAGAGAAAGCAACUGCACGGAACAAGAACCUUCGAAUUGCUGCGCCAGAAGAUACGACGCUUAUCUUGACGGAGGCUCCGAAUGCCAUGCCUAUUUUACAACGCAAUGCAGAUGAGAUGGUCAUGGAGGAAUGGGGGUUUGGAGGAUAUGCAAGGUGCCUUGGGCCAACCCUUAAUGCUUGGAACGAGCUCCACACUUUGUUCGGAGACUCGCUGACCAGCAAGUCCGACUCCGCCAUUUUGCCUAUGGAUUGUCUUCUUGUUGUGGACUCUGGCUACUCACAUACAACCAUAACCCCGGUUUACAAAGGUCGAGCUUUGCAACGUGCAAUCCGGCGUCUCGACAUUGGCGGCAAGCAUCUUACAAACUACUUGAAAGAAAUUGUGUCAAUGCGGCAGUAUAACAUGGUGGAUGAAGCAUACAUCAUGAAUGAAGUCAAGGAGGCUGUCUCCUUUGUGAGUAACGAUUUCAAGGCGGAUAUGGAACGGACCUGGAAAACCAAGAUCAAGAACCAGGUGGAUGAAAGUGUGGUGGUGGAUUACGUUCUGCCAGAUCCAAAUGCAGGGAAAAAGGGCUUUAUGCGGCCACAUGAUCCCCUUUUACAAGCCAAAAAGAAGAAAGGUGCAUCAUCUGGUCUCAGCGCCGAGGUUUUGUCUGAGGACGUGCUUGUUUUAGGCAAUGAGCGCUUCAGCGUUCCGGAACUUCUGUUCAACCCGGGCGACAUUGGGAUGACCCAGGCUGGAAUACCCGACAUGAUUCUUCAAAGCCUAUCGGUUCUUCCUCCUGCAUUACAUGCUGCCUUUUUGGCCAAUGUGCUGGUUGUUGGUGGCAAUGCCUCAAUCCCGGGCUUCAUGGAAAGAUUGGAAACCGAUUUACGCCCUAUUGCGUCAGCUGAGUGUGUUGUGCGUGUGCGCCGCGCUCAAGAUCCCAUCUAUUCUACCUGGCUAGGAGGAUCCCGCCUUGCGAACAAUCGAGAGGAGUUGAGUAAAGUUGCAAUCACCCGAGAGGAAUAUCAAGAAUAUGGAUCUGGAUGGGCUGGUCGUCGAUUUGCUGGCACUGUUUAA